Molecule: messenger RNA, 1743 nt
Organism: Microsporum canis CBS 113480
Lineage: Eukaryota; Fungi; Ascomycota; Eurotiomycetes; Onygenales; Arthrodermataceae
Exons: 2
Coding region: 1-1743 (580 amino acids)
Source: RefSeq, a predicted model, not a curated record
AUGGCGCAGACUCAGUCUCACCAGCUCCCUCCUCGCACCUUUUCUCCCCCUGCGUCCAGUCCCUCCCCUGGUGCCCAGCAGGCAGCUUCGAUGCCAGGUAGCAACGCUCCCCCUCCGCCCAAAAGACAGCGUCUCUCGCCUCUGCCGCAGUCAUCCCAGCCGUACAACUCUCCUCACUUCGCGCCAGUGCAGCUGUCUGUGAACGGGAGCUCUGUGAACGGUAUGGCAAAACAGACACCGAAUGCGCCCCCGCCACCGGGCUCGAUGGGGCCCCCUUCACGCCCGGUAGAGAAGGCCACGGAUACAGCUGAGCUUACCGACGUGCUCGCCUCAUCCGGUAUAGACGUAAAAGAGGAGGAAGCCUUCUUGACCAGCGGGUACGGAAAGCCGACAAACCAGGCACAGACCGCCCAGCAAGCGCAACCUCACGCCAUCUCACAUCCCUCGCAACCACCCCGACCACAAUCUAGUUUCUCCAACUCGUUCAAUUCCCUACCAACUGUGGGGACCGUGACCCCGGCAAACAGCUUUUCCGAACAGACACCCAAACAGCCCGUCCUUCAGCCCGCAGCUUAUUCCCAGCAGGCACCAACCGUGGUUCCGCCUGCCAAAUCACCGGAAGAACUGGCCCAGGAUGAGAAACUACGCCAAGAUACCGCUGCCAGCAGGAGAGAGCAGUACCAUCUCCAGGCCGCCUUUUUACACACGGCUGUGAUGGAGAAGAAGCUCGAGAAACGCGCUCUGGAACACGGAGUUAGGAUGCCCAUGAGCGGCGUCUUCAGACCCCUUCCCGGGCGCCCAACCGGACCAGUCGAAGUCACUGGCCCGGAUGGCUCGUCCGUCAUCCGAAGAGACCAGACCAUUCUUAACCCAGAGUCCGCGCUGGGUGACAUCAUUUCAUUGCUCUCCCUGGCUUCGGAAGAACGACUUAGAUCCGUAAUCGAUCACUCUGUCACACUCUCGAGAAACCGGCGAGUGAAUUCCCACGGUGCUGUAUCACUGGAAUGGGCCGAUUUGGCCUCCACGCCAGAGCAACCUGGAGACAAUGCUGCUGUGAUAAAACCUGACCAACCCUCCACGGCUGAAAACACGGUUAACAAUGCUGCCACAACAGCGAAGAGAACUACACCAAAUGCUUUAACAUUGAAAAGCCGUCGACUGAUUGAUAGGGACGAAUCACACGAAGAACGUCGGGCUACGAAACGUGCGAAACGCAAUGCGGAUGCCAUUCUUAGUAACGAUGGCCGGCUGCCCACACCGGGGGCAGCUACACCAAAUGGCCUUCAGAGCGAACGUGCUCCGGAUAUUGAUAAGAAGAUAUCCAAGAAAGAUAUCAAAAAGAUUGACGUCAAAGCUACUGGCGCAGUACAACACCAGCAUGCAAUCGAAACUGCUCGCAUGCAGACCAAUAGCCUCUCUUCCAGGUUCGGUAAGAAAGGAGGCUACAGCUGGUUAAAGUCUUCACAGCCGGCGGCUAGUAGAAGCGGGUUCUCGACCCCUUCUCGACUUAACACAGUGACAGCUGCUGGAUCAGCCUCAGGAGUCACCGGAAGGCCAGGUUCUACGGCAGUCGGGGUGAAGGGUAUUCGCAGGCAGUUCGGCGAUUGGCGAGAGGACAAGGAGAAUGGAGCUGGAAUCCAAAUUCGAGAUAUACUCUUCACGCUAGAAGUGGAUGGCAGGAGCCUGAAGCAUCUACAAAAAGCCUAUUCAAAGGAUGCAAAGGAGGAUACCGCUGUCUCCUGA